This is a messenger RNA of Anarrhichthys ocellatus (wolf-eel), 7840 nucleotides long. Its product is annotated as paired amphipathic helix protein Sin3a-like. Gene Ontology annotation, molecular function: transcription corepressor activity. Gene Ontology annotation, biological process: negative regulation of transcription by RNA polymerase II. Bases 239 to 4147 code for a protein of 1302 amino acids. Lineage: Eukaryota; Metazoa; Chordata; Actinopteri; Perciformes; Anarhichadidae. The record is from RefSeq and is a predicted model, not a curated record. Gene Ontology annotation, cellular component: chromatin; Sin3-type complex. The transcript has 21 exons.
CAUUGUUAGACACGCCCCUAUGUUCAAGGAACACCGCUUCAUACAUACACUGUUGUUAGCGACGUAUUAGCCUCUACGGCCAAUUUCAUUUUUUGACAUUUCCCACCAGCUGCCACUUCUCAGAACUUCACUUUUUUUUGUCACGGACAGGUGAAUUUGUUAGCUGGGUGCCAUUUCACUGGUGGGUCAAAUUGUUGCUGGUGGCAGUCCUGCGAGCCCCUUUGAGUAUGCGUAUACAAUGAAGAGGCGCGUGGAGGACCAGGAACCAAUAUUUGCGCCCCAACAACAGCCAACACGUCGCCCCCCAGUUCAAGGCAUUGCAGACAGCUUCCAGCACCGGGCCCUCGCCCCGGCCCCUUCUGUGAUCGAGGCAGCUGCAGACAACAUGCAGCCGUCCACCGGUAUCCAGUAUUCUCUCCCCCAGGGCUACCAGGUGCCUACGAUGCCCCAGAGCACGAGUGGACAUGGACACGGACAUAACAAUGCUGCUCCUCAUGUUGGUCCCCACGCUCACCCCCUGGCAGUGCAGUCCCAGGGCCCUGCGGUGGUCCAGGGUCACGUUCAUCCACCUGCACCCAUGACUUCAACCCAAGGACAGCAGUUUCAGCGACUGAAGGUUGAAGAUGCCUUGUCCUAUCUGGAUCAAGUGAAGCUGCAGUUUGGGAAUCAGCCACAAGUUUAUAACGACUUCCUUGAUAUCAUGAAAGAGUUCAAAUCACAGAGCAUAGACACUCCUGGAGUCAUCAACCGUGUCUCCCAGCUCUUCAAGGGCCACCCAGACCUCAUCAUGGGGUUUAACACUUUCUUGCCACCCGGAUAUAAGAUCGAGGUUCAGACCAACGAACAGGUCAACGUGACCACGCCAGGUCAGAUCCACUACAUCACCCCUCAUGGCAUCUCUGUUCAGAACAUCCCUAUAAGUGGAGCGCCCAGCCAACCCGCGAGCCACAACCAGCACCAGAGUCUGCCACAGGCCGGCCCGCACACUGCCACCAACACCACCACCAACACAACCACCACCUCCACCCCACCGACCCCCACCCAACCUGCUCCAAACAAAACCAGCAAGCCGAUUCAGUCUCCGGCCCACACGCCCACCAGCCAACCCAACCCAUCCAUCCCAUCCUACGCCUCGCCGCGCUCCCCCUCGGUCCAGUCCCACACUCCUGUGAGCAGCACGCCGUCCGGUGGGCCGCCUCUCCAGAACAACCAGCCCGUGGAGUUCAACCACGCUAUAAACUACGUCAACAAGAUCAAGAACCGCUUCCAGGGUCAGCCAGACAUCUACAAAGCCUUCCUGGAAAUCCUCCACACGUACCAGAAGGAGCAACGAAAUGCUAAAGAGGCAGCGGGCAACUACAUCCCAUCACUGACCGAGCAGGAGGUCUACACUCAGGUGGCAAGACUCUUCAAGAACCAGGAGGACCUGCUGUCAGAGUUCGGACAGUUUCUGCCAGAUGCAAACAGCACAAUGCUGCUGGGCAAGACUACACCAGACCGGGCCGAGUCGGUGCGUAACGAUCAUGGCGGCACAGUGAAGAGACCUUUACUGAACAGCAAACAGAGGCUGAGCCAGAACGGCCUGCCGAUCAGGAGACCUGCUGGAGUGGGAGCCCCGCCUGUCAAGAAAAAGCCCAAAAUAUUGGGGAAGGAUCACGGCAUGACUGAAGUCGGCAAACACAGCACCAGCACUGAAACCAUGUUCUUUGAGAAGGUGAAGAAGGCUCUGCGGAGCUCUGAGGCGUACGACAACUUCCUGCGGUGUCUUCACAUUUUCAACCAGGAAGUGAUCUCUCGGGCCGAGCUGGUCCAGCUAGUCAUCCCAUUUCUUGGAAAAUUCCCGGAGCUUUUCACGUGGUUUAAGAACUUCCUGGGCUACCGAGAGUCGAUUCACGGGGAGUCGAGCCACGCGGAGAGUUUACCCAAGGAGCGCGCCACCGAGGGCAUCGCGAUGGAGAUCGACUACGCCUCCUGCAAGAGGCUGGGCUCCAGCUACAGAGCGCUGCCCAAGAGCUACCAGCAGCCCAAGUGCACAGGAAGGACGCCGCUGUGCAGAGAGGUUCUGAAUGACACGUGGGUGUCGUUUCCAUCGUGGUCUGAAGAUUCGACGUUUGUGAGCUCCAAGAAGACUCAAUACGAGGAGCACAUUUACAGAUGUGAGGACGAGCGCUUUGAGCUGGACGUGGUGUUGGAAGCCAACCUGGCCACGAUACGAGCCCUGGAGGCGGUGCAGCGGAGGAUGUCCCGCAUGUCGGCGGAGGAGCAGCUGCGCUUCAAGCUGGACAACACGAUGGGCGGCUCCUCGGAGGUGAUUCACCGCAAAGCCAUCCAGAGGAUAUAUGGCGACAAGGCCCACGACAUCAUCGACGGGCUCAAGAAGAACCCGGCUGUGUCGGUUCCCAUAGUGCUGAAAAGGUUAAAAAUGAAAGAGGAGGAGUGGAGAGAAGCCCAGAGAGGCUUCAACAAAAUCUGGCGGGAGCAGAAUGAGAAGUAUUACCUGAAGUCACUCGACCAUCAAGGCAUCAACUUCAAGCAGAACGACACCAAAGUGUUGCGUUCGAAGACCUUACUCAAUGAAAUUGAGAUGCUGUAUGAUGACCGCCAGGAGCGAGCGGCGGAGGAAAGCGCCACACCGCUGCCGAGCGGCCCACACCUGACCCAGACCUACGACGACAGCCAAAUCCUGGAGGACGCCGCCGCCCUCAUCAUCCACCACGUCAAACGACAGGUGGGCAUCCAGAAAGAAGACAAAUACAAGAUCAAACAGAUCAUCCACCACUUCAUCCCCGACCUGCUGUUCGCUCGGCGAGGUGAGCUCUCCGAUGUGGAGGAGGAGGAGGAAGAGGAUGAGGAAGAAGACAUGGAGUUGGACCCGGACGGCCCCAAGAAGCACAACGGCCUGCCAGGCGGCAGCAGCCCGUCCAAGUCCAAGCUCCUCUUCGGCAGCACGGCAGCUCAGAAGCCGCGGGGCACCGAUGAGGCCUACAGCAUGUUCUUCGUCAACAACUACUGGUACAUCUUCCUCCGUCUUCACCACAUCCUGUGCUCUCGCCUGCUGCGCAUCUACGGCCAAGCCGAGAAGCAGAUUGAGGAGGACGCCCGCGAGAGAGAGUGGGAAAGAGAAGUGCUGGGGCUCAAAAGGGAGAAAAACGAAAAUCCAGCAAUCCAAUUGAAGAUGAAGGAGCCAAUGGAUGUUGAUGUGGAGGACUAUUACUCCGUGUUUCUGGAAAUGGUGCGUAAUCUGUUGGACGGAAACAUGGAGCCGACUCACUACGAGGACUCCCUGAGGGAAAUGUUUACCAUCCACGCCUACAUCGCCUUCACCAUGGACAAACUCAUCCAGAGCAUCGUCCGGCAGCUCCAGCACCUCGUCACUGACGACGUGUGCUCGCGUGUCACCGACAUGUACCUGAGCGAAGGAGCCAAUAAAUCCACGGGCGGCGCUCUGUCCACGCAGACGUCCAGGGCCACAGCGGAGGGAGCCUACCAGCGCAAAGCAGAGCAGCUAAUGACGGACGAGAACUGCUUCAAGCUGAUGUUUGUGAAGAGCCGAGGAGCCGUCAGUCUGGCCAUGGAGCUGCUGGACACGGAGGACGACAACUCUGAUGAGCCGGCGGAUGCAGAGAGGUGGUCCGUCUACGUGGGCCGGUACCUGAACUCAGAUUCUGCGUCCCCAGAGCUGCGUGAGCAUCUGUCCCAGAAGCCCGUGUUCCUCCCCAGGAACUUGAGACGGAUCAGGAAGUGCCAGAGAGGAUGGGAGAGGCUGCAGCAGGAGAGGAUGAACAAGGCGCCCUCGGACAAGUCGCAGGACGCCAGCGGGGAGCUGAAGAUGGAGUGCAUGUUCAAGCUCAACUCCUACAAGAUGGUCUACGUCUGCAAGUCGGAGGACUACAUGUACCGGCACACGGCGCUCACACGGGCUCAUCAGUCCCAGCAGCGGGUCAACACACGGCUGCACAGACGCUUCCACUCCUGGCUGGACUCCUGGGCCGAAGAGCACGUGACCGCCGACAUGUCCGCCGACAACCGCAAGUGGCUGAUGGGAGAGAGACGAGAGGGCCUGUUGCCCUGCAGCACCACCUGCAACCCGGAGGUCCUCCACUACAUCAACGUCAACAAGUACCGGGUGAAGUACAGAACUCUGUAGUCUCUCUUUAAAUUAAGGAUAAACUGGCAGCAACUCUCUCCACACAACAAACCGCUGGACGAUGACUUCAUACACAUAUAUAUAUAUAUAUAUAUAUAUGUAUAUGUAGCUUUGUGCAGAACUUCUACAGCCUGCUGUCGCUGGAUUCAGAUGCCAAAAUACAGGAACUUUCAAGCUCAUGUAAACAGAGGUUCUGCAGGCGUUGCUGUCACUGCCUGUCUCAGAAAUCCCAAUAUUAUAUUACAUGUAGAUUUUUUUACAUGAGAUGAUUAUAAAGAGAAAACACUCCGUCUUUUUGGAGAAAUUCACAGUUUACACAAAUUAAAAAGUGGUUAAGCAUUUCAUAACAAAAACUAAAGCGUCUUUUGAGAUCCACAACAUUUUACAGGAAAUGAAAACAAACCUGCUCAGUUUUUGUUUCCCUGUAAACUUGUAUAGCCUGUGAAUGUUUGCUUUUUCUUCUUCAGUGGUAAAGGUGCAGCGAGGCACUCUAAUAUAUUCUCUGGCGACCGCUGGGUAGACGCUCGGCAGCAGUACAAAGCCAGCAGUGUAUAUCGUGUACAAUAAUUUAUGACCGCCCAAACGCUUCUGUGUAAAUAUGCUGUUUAUAUCUAGAUCCUUUCUUUUUUUUAUCGGAUGUCAUGGAUGUGUAGCGUGCAUUAACACACACAUAUUGAGUACCAGUCUUUAGCUAGAGGUUGCAGAGAAAAUGCAAAACUGUCUCUCCUUUUUUUUUUUUUUUUUUUUUUUUUUUUUUUGUAAUUGGAGACCUUUGUGGUUUAACGUGUCGUCGUUAAAGUCUCUGUUUAGUAGAAAAAUGUCCGUUUUUUUACGUGUUUCUGCGCAUUUCUACCUUCCGUCUUUGGCGACAGUGUCACUCGUGGUUUUAAGAUGAUUGAAUGUAGCUGAGCCGUAAUUUCUCUUCUUUUAUUUUAAUUUUUUUUUAAAUACAGUAUAUGUCCGUUUUUCAAAGUACUGAAGUCUAAACAGUACUUUUUCCCAUAUUUAAACUUUACCAAAUGGUCAGAAUCUGAUCCACAGGUUCUCACGAUGUGUCACCCUAUAGACACUGAACACCAGUUGUGUUUAUUUCUUAUUUUUAGAGUUGCUGUUUAUGUACAGGUCGUCUCUAUUUGAACGUCAGACAUGUGACUUGUGUACAGUUUAAGGAUUAAGAAAACAGCAAUAAUAGUUCCUUUAGAUGCAGUUUAUCAAAGCUAUCGGUUUGUGUUUCUUGCUGAAAUACAAAUGUGAAUGUUGUAUUCCCUUUAAAACAGAGGGACGUAAACGAAGCAUUUUUAUUGCCUUUUGUCGUCUGCAGUUUGUUUAAUAAAGCUGGAAUUGGCCCUGUAGAUGCUGUAGGUAAUGUCAGAUGGAGACGGGAAGACAUCACGCGGUCAGAAACCGACUCAAUGUUAACGCGAGGAGCAAAGUGAGAUCCUCAUUAUUUUUCGACGAGCAGGACGGAAGCAAACGCACCAAAAGUUCACGACGGAGGCGCUGCCCGACUAAACCUUCAUCCUCCACGAAACAUUACCAGCUACAGACAAUCUUGGAACAGUUUAUGACUUUUUAUUUUUAUAUUUACUGUGUUUUAAUAAGGAAUACCACAGGAAGUCCCCGGGGAGAUGAUUGUACAUAAAGACAUCGUUUGUACCUCGUUUUAAUGUGUCUCUUCUCUUGACUUAUGAUGUUGUACAUGAGUGUUAGUAUGAUGUUUGGCAUUAAACAAUCCUUUAAAUAGACUCAGUCGACCACUUCCUGUUUUUAUUUUCUUUCUUUAAAAAGGGGCCUGCAGUCUGACCAGGACGUUCUUCAUCAGGUGAUAUCUGUGAUGUUUAGUGUGCAGACUCUGCUGCUGCUUCUAUCUAAAGACCGACAGCAUGAACUCAACGAUGCAACACAAAGACGUCAUCGUCUGAUCUUUAAUUUCCAAUGCUUGAAAAGAUCUGUUCAAAAAGGGAGGUUCAAAAAAACAGUAUUCUGAAAUUGUGAUUUAUUUUUUUUUUUUUCAUGGUGAAAAACCAAAUUAUUUGAUUUUGUUUUAAAUUUCUGGCGCUGAAACAUUAUUUUUGUCGGAGGGAAUUUGAACUGGUGGACUUCUGCUACGCUCGUACGUAGAUCCGUGUGCACACCACGUCAUCGGCUCCGAAGGUCUGGAAGGAGAUUGAGAGAAGAGAAGAAAAAGAAAUGUGAUUAUCACUUCAUCAGCAGUGGUGUCAUGUCUCCUAUACAUACAACCAGUCCAUCAGAAUCAAAACGCGUCUUUUGUCUCUUAGGUGAGAUACUAAGCAGCAGUGAAAGAAGUACUCAGAAAUCAAAAUAACUCAAUUACAAGUGUCAACAUUGUAUUUGACAAAAUAUACUUGGUUACAAAUUUCCCCCGCUGAUACUAAACGUAUAAAACAAUGUUACCACCAUCUUUUUGAAAUAGGUUUCUUUCUUUUAAUCGAACAAAACUGGAGACACAAACGAUGUAUUGCUGAAAGGUUUGUACAAGCUGCAGUUGAAGUAAUUGUCCCUCUUCAUGUUAUUUAGAGCUAUCUCAGUGCUUCUCGGUGAAGCACUUAACAUGUCCGGUUUUCAUGUAUUGUAGUCCCUAAAUGUCUCCCAACACCAUAUUAAAGUCCUCAUGUCUCUCUGCAGCCUCCACUAAUGCCGGCUAAUGUCAUGAUCUUAAUUUGACGCAGCUGCCCGAAGAAAGAAACAGACGUGACUCAAACUGAUCUGAGAACGGGGUGGAAACACGGGACACCCCGGGUUAUGUCAGAGUCCAAAAGAUUUAUGGGCGUCCCAGGGGCCAACUGCAGGGCCACACAUCAUCAUUAUCUCAGGCCGUGCAUUGUGGCGGGACGGGGGGGGUGAAAAAUGGAGCUGAGGGCGACUCCCAUCUGGCACGUGGCGCGAUUGCCGAGGGAGACAUUAACUGGAAGCAACGCCAGGGUCCAUUGGCAUUUUUUAACAGCAUGAUCAAUGAGACCAAUUAAAGCCAGCAGGAGGGCGCGCACACACACACACACAGAUAUCUGGACCCCCGACACCAUCACAGCCACACAAAUCCAUCUGGCUCCAGUCCCAUCAUAAAUAGCCAAUCCAGGACUGCAUUAAUCUCUAAAAAAAAAUCAAUAUUCAUUGGCUUAAAAUGUAAAGGAAGUAUACGAGGCUCCUUGCAUGGACGAGUAAAAGAGCGUUUAUCCUCCAGUAGACUCUCCAACUGGUCUCUUUUAAGUCCACCUAUCUUGGAUCAAAGUGAGCCGCCACAUGUUUUCGUCAUUAAGCACCGCAUCCACCCCAAUGCCUAAUCCCCUCAUCUGCUGGCCAGUGCUUUUAUUCAACUUUAUGUGCAUUUCAUUCGGUUCAUACUGAGGGGUCGAUCACAUUCCUCCGAGGACAAGAGGUGAGGGAACUCGUCUCAGUAAAAGAGAUGUGUUGGUCUUUAGUUCCCUUUUGUAACGGCCGUGUCCGUCUGUUCAUCCGGUCCAUUCUGUCUCACCAACGCAUUGAGGGAAUUUCCUUCCAUCUCCAUAAUUGAUAUACUAAUUAUGGCAAUUUCAAAGUGAUGACAAUCUGGAUGUAAACUGCAACUCGACUGGUCGGAGAAGGCACACAGCCUUGAGUUUGUAAUUAACUAGCUCUAAAUCCACUAAACCAGCCUGAACAUCUGGAAUUAUUAAAUGAGUCUGUGUAUAAAAU